This is a messenger RNA of Cavia porcellus (domestic guinea pig), 4951 nucleotides long. Its product is annotated as putative zinc finger protein 833. The transcript has 2 exons. The coding region runs from base 1645 to 2709 and encodes 354 amino acids. The record is from RefSeq and is a predicted model, not a curated record. NCBI's taxonomy places the organism in Eukaryota, Metazoa, Chordata, Mammalia, Rodentia, Caviidae.
UUUCUGUUCUGUUUAAUUGUUUGCUUUGCUUAGUGGUUUUUUCCUUUGUGUAUCUAAACUGUCUUUCAAUAUUUUUUGCAGGGUUGGUUUGGUGUUCAUGAAGUUCUUCUGCUUUUCUUUGUCAUGGAAGUAUCGUAUUGCACCAUCUAUUUUGAAUGAUAGUUUUGCAGGAUAUAUCAGUCUUGGUUGGAAAUCAUUUUGCAUUAGGAUCUGGAAUACUUCACUCCAUGCUCUUCUUGACUUUAUCGUUUGUGCUGAGAAGUCUGCUGUGAUUCUGAUAGGUUUUCCUUUAUAAGUGAUCUGUCUUUUCUCUCUGACAGCUUUUAAUAAUCUAUUCUUGUGUUGGAUUUCUGGGAUGGUGAUUAUUGUAUGUCUGGGUGUAGUUUUAUUUUGGUUAUGACUGUUUGGAGUUCUAUAUGCUUCACUGAUCCUGAUGUCAGUUUCUGAUCUCAUGCUUGGGAAAUUUUGAGCUAUUACUUCUCUAAAUAUCCUACUGACAUCCUUCAUGUUGUCUCCCUCUCUUUAAUUAAUCCCUAUCAUUCUUAUGUUAUUCUUCUUUGCAUCAUCUUGCAUUUGUUGAAUUGUUGUUUCCUGAUUCCUUGUUAUUUUCAAAAGAUCUUUCCUUUCCUGUUAUAUCUUGCUGCUUUUCUUGUAUACUCCUUACUUUCAUUGAGACCGUCUUCUUUUAAUUUAUAAAACAUUUUUUCUUGUCCCUCCGUAUUCCCCAAAACCACAUGGUUCCCGUAUUUGUUUAAAUAUUUUGUCAGACACUUCAAAACACAAAAUCUUGAAGAUCCAUUUCAUCCACUUAUUUCCUUUCUUGAUCGCUCCGUAAAAGAAUAAGAGCAUCACAUCACAGUGAUAUAUAUACACACUCAUGUUUUUACAAGCACAGUUUAUAAUAGAUACAUCUUGAAACUAGCCCAAAUGUUCAUCCACUGUUGAAUGGAUAAAAAAAGAUAUGAUGGUUUUUGAAUGAUGGAAAACUACUCUGCCAUGAAGAAGGAUAAUUUGAGAAACUACUUGCUAAAUAUUUAUACCUAGACAACACUGUCAAGUGAAGCGAAGUGGACACACAAGUGUAAAUAUCACUUGAUUUCUGUGGUUUGAAAAUGCAAAAGGAAAUAAGGAAUGCAAUGUGUUUAUUUCGUGUAAUGUUCAGUUAAUGUUUUUCAAAAAAAAAACACCUUCAGUUUUCAAAAUGCUACUUAUGUGCAACAUAAGAAUGUCUCAAUCAUAUGAAAAGCCUGAUGUCAAAAGAGGUGUAAUCUGUUACCUGUUACAACCCUCCAUUCGAUACUUUUCUGCCUGCUUUUUUCUGGAAAUUGUGAUUUGGAGGCUACUUCUAUGAGCUUCACUUUGGAAAUAGUCCACGAUAUAAUUUCAGUAACCCUCCCAGGCAAUCAUUGCUUCCUAAUUUGAUUUAUCUGUAGCACACAGAAGCAAUGUAGACAUGGAAUUUUUAUUUGAAGUAGCUCAAGUUCUCAGGGUAUGAGUGUGAACCUUCUUUCAGGAAAAAUACAUGUGAUUCUUUAGGAGGCAGUGACCUUGGAGGAUGUAACCGUGAACUUCUCCAACGAGGAGGGGUUCUGCUGAAUCCAUCCCAGAAGAAGCUCUACAAAGCUCAGAAAUGAUAAGGAAGCAAUGUGGUAUGAACAUAAAACUUACAAUCAACAUAAAAACAUGUACCUUUGGCCUUCAGAUGUUAAUGCAGACAAGACAAAAUCCGCUUUAAAGCCAGCUGAAAGUUUCGUUUGUGGAGAGCCCAUGAUUGUUCAUUUAUCAUUGAAUAUGCCCAUCUUACCUCACCCUGGAGGAAAGCCACGUGAGUAUUUGGGAUUUGAAGACAAGCUGAAUAAAUGUAAUGAACAUGGAAAACCCUGCAGUAAUUUCCAGUACUUUCAGAAGCAUACAAGGACAAAGAAUGGAGAGAAACCCUAUCAACAUGAGCAGUGCAUGAAAUCCUACUCUGAAUUUAGUGAAAGAACUCAUUUUGAAGAGAAGAUGGUUGUUGAUCAGGAAAAUGUGAAAGCUUCCAGCACCCCCACUGGUCUUCAAAUUGCUGAAAGAAUUCACGCUGGAAAGAAACCAUAUGAAAGCAAGCAAUAUGAAAAUUCCUUCCACGCUCAAAGGUAUAAAAUUCUUGAAAAGAGUCACAUGGAAGAGAAACAUUGUGUGUACAAGCAGUGUGGGAAGACAUUCACUACCCACAAAUCUUGUCAAGUACAUGAAAGAAAUCACAUGGGAAUGAAACCUUAUGUGUGCAAGCAAUGUGGAAAAACAUUCACUUCAAAGAGUUAUUCCAAGGUACAUGAAAGAAUUCACACAGGACUGAAACCUUAUGCAUGCAAGCACUGUGGAAAGGCAUUCAAUGCACACUACUCUUACAAAAGACAUGAACGUAGUCACACUGGGGUGAAACCUUAUGUAUGCAGGCAAUGUGGAAAAAGAUUCACUACCAAGAGUUCUUGUAACAUACACGAAAGAUUUCAUACUUGGGAAAACCUUUAUGUAUGUAAGUACUGUGCAAUGGUAUUCACUAUGAACAGUAAUUGGCAAAGUCAUGAAAGAACUCACACUCAGGAGAAAACUUAUAUGUGCAAGAAGUGUGGGAAGACAUUCCUUACACCCUGUAAAAGACAAACACAUGUAAGAACUCACACUGUUGAGAAACCUUAUGUGUGUGACCAGUGGAAAAGCAUUCACUAGAAAGGGUUAUUGCAAGAUACAUGAAAGAAUUCACACAGGAAUGAAACCUUAUGCAUGCAAGCACUGUGGAAAGGCAUUCAGUACACACAAUUAUUGUCAAAAACACGAAAGACUUCACAGUGGGGUGAAACCUUAUGUAUGCAAACAAUGUGGGAAGGCAUUCUCUACUCGGAAUGAGUGUCAAGUACAUGGAAGAACUCACACUGGGGAAAAACCUUAUGAGUGCAAGCAGUGUGGGAAAGCAUUCACUACACACCACUCUUGUCAAAGACACGAACUCACUCACACUGGGGUGAAACCUUAUGUGUGUAAGCAAUGUGGAAAAGGAUUCGCUACCAUGAAUUCUUGUAACGUACAUGAAAGAUUUCAUACUGGGGGAAAAACCUAAUGUAUGCAAGUACUGUGCAAAGGCAUUCAUUUCAAACAGUCAUUGUCAGCGUCAUGAAAGAAAUCACUCGGGAGAAACCUAAUGUGUGCAAGCAGUGUGGGAAGGCACUACUUAAACACAGUAAGAGGCAAACAAAUGAAAGAAUUCACACUGGAGAGAAACCUUGUGUGCAAGCAAUGCAGGAAGGCAUUCACUGAAAGUAUAGCUGUAAAAGACAUGAAUGUACUCACACUAGGAUAAAAUCUUAUCUGUUAGAGCAAUAUGGAGAAAUUUACUACACACACAUCUUGUCAAAUCCAUGAAAGAACUCACAGAUGGGACCAUAUGCAUGUGAGCUCUUUCAGAAAAAGAUUUGCUAGUAGUUCUUCAAUUCAUAUACAUAACUCACUCUGAGAAGGAACCUUAUGUAUAUCAACAAUGUGAGGAAAGAAUUCCGUGAACACAUUUUUGAUCAGCUACAUGAAAGAAUUCACUGGAAACUGACCCUAUCUAUGUAAACCUAUGUGGAAAAAAGGGCGAAAAUUCCUCCUAUAGUGAGACUUGUACACAUUGAAAUAUAAAAUUUGAUGUCAGUAUAUUUUCAUGGUCUUUACAGAAAAUACAUUGCUAGAUACACAUGUCCUGGAAAGUAUUCUGUCUGUUUUUCAGAAAAAUCACUUUAAAACUGAAAUAUUUAUCUAUAGUCAUUACUACAAACAACAUUCAUAUAAUAUAAUUUGGUGGACAGGAGAUGUAGCUUAGUGACACAAGUGCCUGCCUGGCAAGCAUGCAAUCAAUAGUUGAUCCCUGGUAACCCCUCCUCUCAAAGAAUAACCCAAUUAACAAAAUAAACAAUAUCCAGGGCAGGGGGUUUAGGUCACUGGCAUAACCUGCCUUACAAGCACACGGUCGUGAGUUCUAUCCAGGUACUGAUUUUAAAAAAUUAAAAUUAAAAUAAAACAAUAUUUUUGUGUAAGCCAGUCUUCCAUGCUAGUAUAUAGUAUUUUCUAAUGAGAUGAGUUGAAAUGAAAUAUUUGUCAUUUCCAAGUGGAAUUACUAUAUAAGCAGUUUUGAAUUUUUUUUUUAGUAUGGUGAGGUAUACUCUGAUAAAAAAAUAAACUUUAUUAAUAGUUUUUUUUUUAAGCCUACAGCACCCGGUAUUCCCAGGAGGUCUCCCAUCCAUUUUAUUAAUAGUUUUCAACUGGGAUGUCCUACUAGUUUUAAUUUAAAUUUCUUGUGUACAAUUCAUAUUCUGUAUACACAAUGAUAGCUUUAACUUCCUGAUAUAUAUGUAAAUAUGCAUAUUUAGAGAUAUGUACAUAUAUUUUUAAAACUUCAUAUAUUUCCACACAACUUGCAGAUCACCAAAUGUAUAUUUCAUGACCUAACUAGAAACCUAAAUUCAUUGAUAUAUAUGUAAAUGUCUGGGAAUUUAGAUAUGCAAGCAUUUUUUGUAUGUGUGUAUAUACUGGGGAUCAAACUUGGGAACUUGCACUUCUCAGGCAUGUGCUUAUACCACUGAGCCAAAUACCAACCAAUGAAGAAUUUAUUUUUAAAAACUCAUUUUUUUGCACACAACUUGUGGAUCACCAAAUGUUGUAUCUUUAAUGUCCUAAUUAGAUACCUGCUUACAUUCCAACAUAAUUAUAUAAAGCAUAUCAUUUCACCUAUUCUGCUUUCAUACUGAAAACAAUGUCAUGAUUUACAGGAAAUUUUUUCUUACCAUCAAUAUUUUAUAUUCAUGUUUAUGUUGUAUAACUUGAAUUUGAUUGUUAGUUUACCACAAUUUAUACAGCAAAUGAUACUGCUGUGUGUUUCUAAUUGAGACACAUGGGAUGAACUGUGCCCUUGUAAUAAAGAUAUCAUGAACUGUAA